Balaenoptera ricei (Rice's whale) is the source of this 2008-nucleotide messenger RNA. RefSeq names its product plexin domain containing 1 (gene PLXDC1). The transcript has 14 exons. Bases 1 to 1506 code for a protein of 501 amino acids. The record is from RefSeq and is a predicted model, not a curated record. NCBI's taxonomy places the organism in Eukaryota, Metazoa, Chordata, Mammalia, Artiodactyla, Balaenopteridae.
AUGCGGGCCGAGCUCUGGCUCCUCGUGCUGGUGCUCAGGGAGGCUGCCCGGGGGCUGAGCCCCCAGCCCGGAGCAGGUCAGGAUGCAGGCCGAGACUCUGGAGGGGCCGUCCAGGGGACCACCAUGCAGGGCUGGAAUCGGAGAGCCCGAGAGAUCCCUGGCCAGGUGUCAGAGCCGGACAGGACUCAGCUGAGCCAGGACCUGGGUGGGGGCACCCUGGCCAUUGACACACUGCCGGAUAACGGGACCAGGGUGGUGGAGGACAACCACAGCUACUACGUGUCCCGUGUCUAUGGUCCCAGCGAGCCCCGCAGCCGGGAGUUGUGGGUGGACGUGGCCAAGGCCAACCAGAGCCAAGUGAAAGUUCACCGAAUCCUCUCCAACACCCACCGGCAGGCUUCGAGAGUGGUCUUGUCCUUUGAUUUCCCUUUCUACGGGCAUCCUCUGCGGCAGAUCACCAUAGCAACCGGAGGCUUCCUCUUCAUGGGUGAUGUGGUCCAUCGGAUGCUCACGGCUACUCAGUAUGUGGCUCCUCUGAUGGCCAACUUCAACCCUGGCUGCUCCGACAACUCUACGGUUGCUUACUUCGACAAUGGGACAGUCUUUGUUGUUCAGUGGGACCACGUCUACCUCCAGGACCGGGAGGACAAGGGCAGCUUCACCUUCCAGGCAGCUCUGCACCAAGACGGCCGCAUUGUAUUCGGCUACAAAGAGAUCCCUGUGCCCGUCCUGGAAAUCAGCUCGUCCCAGCACCCGGUCAAAGCAGGCCUGUCAGAUGCCUUCAUGAUUCUCAAUCCAUCCCCGGACGUACCAGAAUCUCGGCGAAGGACCAUCUUCGAAUACCACCGUGUGGAGCUGGACCCCAGCAAGGUCACCAGCACAACUGCCGUGGAGUUCACCCCAUUACCAACCUGCCUGCAGCAUCGGAGCUGCGACACUUGCAUGUCCUCAGACCUGAUCUUCAACUGCAGCUGGUGCCAUGUCCUCCAGAGAUGCUCCAGUGGCUUUGACCGCUACCGCCAGGAGUGGCUGUCCUACGGCUGUGCCCAGGAGGCAGAGGGCAGGACGUGUGAGGACUUCCGGGACGAGGACUCCUUCUCGUCCUCCCCCGACAGCUCCUUCAGCCCCUUUGACGGAGACCUCACCACCACCUCCUCUUCCCUCUUCGUCGACAGCCUCACCACGGAAGAUGACACCAAGUUGAAUCCCUAUGCAGAAGGAGAGGGCCUUCAGAACAACCUGUCCCCCAAGACAAAGGGCCCCGCCUUGCACCUGGGCACCAUCGUGGGCAUCGUGCUGGCCAUCCUCCUCUUGGCGGCCAUCAUCCUGGCCGGGAUCUAUAUCAAUGGCCACCCCACCUCCAACGCUGCGCUCUUCUUCAUCGAGCGGAGACCUCGCCACUGGCCGGCCAUGAAGUUCCGCAACCACCUCAACCACUCCACCUACACAGAAGUUGAGCCCUCAGGCCACGAGAAGGAGGGCUUCGUGGAGGCCGAGCAGUGCUGAGAGCGCCAGGUCUCCCUUGGAAGGAAGACCCGGGGACCUCGGAAAACAUGAGUCAAAGCAAAGCAGAGAAGUGACUUUCCUUGGCCUCCUCUGAACACAUCCUGGCUGGGAAGAUGAGCCCAUGGUCUGUGGUGCCAGAGCUAUAGUUUGGCCAUCACAUCCCAAAUAUUGAAGCAGAAGGCAGAGAAGCAACCACAUUGAAUUUUUAAGGAGCAAUAACCUAAUUUCAUCCUGUUUUGACGCCAGGGGUCUCCCCUUCUGAGUCUCUCAAUGGUCUACUCUGUAGCUGCCUCAGAGGUGCCCUCCCACCUGGAGACGGCCAGAUGCCCUGCUCCGGUCACCUAGCGCCCCUGCAUAUGACACAAGAGAACCCAGCUCUAGAUUGGGGCUGCUGUAUUCCAGGGUCCACAGACUCAAGAGCUGGUCCUCAAGGCUAUGGAUUCAGCAUAUUUUGCCCCAGCUUCUGUGCUCUGGAAGUCUGAAGAAGGAGUUCUGUCCAUCU